CGAAAACGAAAAAAUCUCCCAAAACCAUUUACCAUUUCCGACAUUAUUCUCAGAAACUUAAUGUUUAAGUGUGAAGGAAUUAAUUAACACUACUAGUAUUCCCGGAAACUUAAUAUACAAGUGUAAAGUUCAACUGCUCGCUCGGAUUAAAUAAUGUAAGACCGAGACCCUCAAGUCAAGCCAUUGACCCAGAAAAUAACACGUAAAUGGUCCGAAACCUCCUUGCAAUUUUGUUGCAAAGGGAUGAUAACAAAAGAUAUCUUACCUUCCUUGAUGUCCCUCUCCAUAUAUAUAUACCUUUAGUUUGCUCAUAAAAAAAGAAAGAAAACCAGAGUAAGAAGAAUCAAUGGAAGACGCCAUUUAUGUUGCAGUGAAUCAAGAUGUUCGAGAAAGUAAAAAAACUUUGUUAUGGACAUUGAAAAAUCUUCAAGUCAAGAAGAUUUUCCUUCUUCAUGUUCAUCUUCCAUUUUCGUUGACCACUUCCUCAAGUAGGUUUGAACAAAGUGAGAUCGAUGCAAUCCAAGAUUCAGAACUGAAUACUUCAGUUAAUAGCCUCUACAAGUACCGUGAUAUCUGCAUAAACAAAGGAGGGGUUAAUGAAGAAGAUGUGGAUACAUCAUUGAUCUCAGGACAUGAUGUGGGGGAAGGGAUUGUGGAACUCAUGUAUCAAAACAAUAUCACGAAGCUGGUUAUGGGAGCAGCAGCUGAUUCUCACUAUUCCAGGGGAAUGUCCAUCACAUCUAGGAAAGCAGAGUAUGUGAGUCAACAUGCACCACGUAGCUGUAAAAUAUGGUUCAUCUGCAAGGGGAAACUCAUCAAGAAAAGAGAAAGAAGUUUCGACAUCGGGAAUCCAUCAGACUCAUUCUCAGAAUUCUCUACUUCUGCUGAGAAACCAAUUAGCAAAGGAAGAAGAAGGGAUGAGGAAUAUGAAACCGAGUCACCUAAAGAACAUCCAGUUUGGAUACUAGAACCCGAGGAAUCACCAAAGAAAGGAAGGAAGGAACCUGCAGAGAAGUCAAAAAGCAAUGGGAGCGAUGAAGACUCACGUCUCGAAGAUUUCAAGUGUCCCAUUUCAAUGGAGAUAAUGCGAGAUCCUCAUGUGGCCGCUGAUGGUUUCACCUACGAGGCAGAGGAAUUCAGAAAGUGGCUAAGGUCAGGAGGUCGAACCUCGCCAAUGACAAACAAGCCGCUUGAGAAUCACAAUCUUGUUCCAAAUCACACUCUUCGUAUAAUCAUUAAAGACUGGCUCGAGAAGAACCCAAAUCAUAAACAUUGAUUCAUCUUAUAUGAGAAAAAACAAUAAAAUCAAUGAUCAUGAUAUGAUUUUGGGGAUUUCUUUGUGAGAAAACAAAUAUGUAUAUGCUAGAAGAACUUCAUGUAUCUUACUGUUACAUCCAUGGCGUAUAUUAAUGCGAUCCUCUACUCUAUGCAUCAA
Messenger RNA from Arabidopsis lyrata subsp. lyrata, 1435 nucleotides. Its product is annotated as U-box domain-containing protein 54. The transcript is spliced from 6 exons. Bases 347 to 1276 code for a protein of 309 amino acids. Gene Ontology annotation, molecular function: ubiquitin-protein transferase activity. The record is from RefSeq and is a predicted model, not a curated record. NCBI's taxonomy places the organism in Eukaryota, Viridiplantae, Streptophyta, Magnoliopsida, Brassicales, Brassicaceae. Gene Ontology annotation, biological process: protein ubiquitination.